Molecule: messenger RNA, 2405 nt
Organism: Chara braunii
Lineage: Eukaryota; Viridiplantae; Streptophyta; Charophyceae; Charales; Characeae
Source: the annotation of a GenBank genome assembly
GGCCUGGCGGGCAGCCGUUGCGGACCGUUGGCUCGAAUGCGGGCAACGAAGGAGUCCCCAAUCGUACGCACGACGACACACAGAGGCGGCGUGGGCGGCAACGGUCGGUUUUUGAAUCGCAGGCGCGAACGUUUGUCGUCUUCGCUGCCGGUCGACGACAUAUGAAGGUCCAGCGGCCUUGUCCGCGGGGUUGUGAGGAGAAAGUUGAGCAGGACGUCACGUGCAAGGUCGCCUGUCCACGUCAAAUUCAUGGCAGACAUGCAGAGGAGAUUGCCUCUGCUGCUUCUCGUUGUGGUCGUCUUCGUCUUUGUCGUCUUUCUCCACGUGUGCUUGUCGUGUCGGCCGUGGAAGCAACGUCGCAAGCGCUUCAAGAGGGACAUCCCAUGGCGGGCAUGCAGGCACGCGCUGUUCUGCCUACAGCUGAGGUCGGAAGAAAACCUGCGACGACGGAGCCUUCACGGUGGUACGACCCAUCCAUGUACAGCCAUCUGCCGUCGUGGGAGACGCCGCUGCCUCCCUCGGACGAGGAGCCGGAGGGGGAUGAACUUCCAACGUUUCCUCUCGGCAGCGGGUCGACGCAGUUGUUGUCGCAGACGGUGCUCGCAGGUGGGGCGGCAAGCAACGGACACGACGAGCACACGACACUUCUGCAGCAGGGCUUGGGAGACGACGACGACGAGGGAGUUGAUCUCCGGAUCGGGUUGUGUUCUGGCGGCGGUAGGGAGCCGAGCCGCACGUUCAUCAUCGACGUCGAUCCUUCACCACGUGGCGUUCAACUAUCUGGAAGUCGCCAUACAGAGCAGUCCACACUUCGUGGCGGUGCAUCCGUUACUGGCGGUGUCGGGCCAUCGGCAUCAGGCCGGCAGCAUGGAUCGAGUGCAGCCUCCACCGAUCGAUUGAUAAGCACCUGCCCCACACGCCAUGGAGUCGCAGUCGGGUCCCUGUGCAUCGGCGGUACACUUCAUUCGACGCCCAAAACCACAACGCCGGCCCCACCCGACCUCAGGGACGACGGCACGUGCAGACCAGCGGUGCGCCCAGCACCUAGUGUGGAGAAUAUCACACGAGGAGUGUCAAACAUGCGGGCACACAGCGAUGGCGGCGACGACGAUGGUGGUGGCGGUGACGAUGUCGACGAACGAUUCGGGGAGGACGUGGAGGCAGGGGACGACGGCGACGACAUUCCUAUUCGGCCUUUGGGGAAGACGGGUGGGAGGGGGAGAGGACGCAGCAGGGGUGUUGUUCGUGGUCGAUCCGUUGGCCGUGGGGGCAGAGGUGGCGUCAGCGACGACGGCRGGAAGUCUGCGACGUACUGGUCCCCGGAAGAGCAAAYGCAACYKGUGASAUGCAAGCGGGAGCAAGAGAUGCACCUCGCCGGUCUCGGUCACAAUUACGGGCGGAUGCGGACCAAGGAGUGGAAGUGGGASGACAUUGCCAAGCRCAUGGCGAAYGCGGGGAGGCCUAAAGACGCGGAGGACUGCAUGAAGAAGUGGGACAACAUCUUCCAAAACUACAAGAAGGUACAGAGGUUUCAGAAUGCGAGUGGCCGGCCAGAUUUCUUCCGGCUUUCGAAUGAAGAAAGGAAGGAGCACAAGUUCAAGUUCCUGAUGGAGAGGGCGCUGUACAACGAGAUCCACGCAGGCAUGGUUUGCGCGCACACGAUAGAUCUGUCCAUGGACUUGCCACUGUGGUUCGUCGGCGCCAACAUCGAGGACAGACCGGACGACGACGACAUGGCGGCGCACCAAGAGUCCACCGUCAUCUGUGUCGCGUAUGCAUUCCGCGCGGCGGUGCAAAUGGGGGCGCUCAUCGACGGCGACUUCAUCUCGCACGAGCAUCUUUGUCGGGUGGCUGACUGCUUCAGGUUGUUGUUGGCGGCGUGCAUGUGGAUAAUGCACAUGGCAGGAGACGAUCCGCGCAGCCACUAUGAGGCUUACUACUUCGCGGACCUCGUGGCGAAACCCACACUCGUCGCGGCCAUGCAUCGCUCCUUCGAUCUUCGACGAUCCGUCGUCCGCGCCUCGAAAGUCGUCACAGAGAGGCUCGGGAAGGCAAAAGCUACGUUCGGACAGCACCCCGACUACAUCCCUCAUUGGGCACCCUGCAGCAUUGGUUUCAGGCACGACGCGAGCAUCACGGGGCCGGAGGAUGCGAAGAAGCUGGAUUGGUUGGGUUCGGCACCCCCAGUGAUGACAACAACAACGACGGGAAAGAUGACGCGUAGGGGGGUAGUGGGGGGGGGUUGGGGGGGGGUGGCGGGCGCAUGUGCAAGUGGCUGGUCAUCGUGGGCUUCACUGGGGUUGCACCAUUGCAAAGUGCGCACUUGUUUAGUGUGUCGGCGAUAGGGAUUCCGCGGAAUCGUCCUCACUUGUGCAAUUGUUUAGCGCGUCGGCUCUGCCACGAAG